AUGGACUCCCGCUCGCCCUUGAAGACGCUCGACCCCGAGCCCAUUGAGUCGCCCGUGUCCAGUAGAGCUUUCGGCAUCACAUCAUCAGGACCUCUGCCUAUGCGACCGGCCAUGGACCAGCAUCCCGAUCACCACAACGGCAUGGACCUGCCCAGGGCGACGCCGGUUACGCGCGCGGCCGAGUUCAAGGCCAGCGACUUCCCGCCAAGGCCCAACGAGUAUCCCAAGGCCAACGACUACCCCAAGGACAACGGCUAUCCCAAGCCUCACGAGUUCCCCCCGAGGCCGUAUGAGUACCCGGUCAGGCCGAUGCAACAGCUCCAGUCCCCCUACAAGCCCACGAUGCCCCAGCUCGAGCUGGCCGACGUCAAGUCCAACUGCCAGCGCAAUCUCUCCCACCUCAUCUACCUCCAGAACCAGCGGCGCGCAUUUGGCUACUCAUCACAGGUGGAUCUGGAGUGGCAGAUCCGUAGCCAGACCGGCCUCUUGAUCGGCGAGCUGCGGACGCUUCAGGACGAGGUCCGCAGGCUGGUCAAGAACGCCAAGAACCACCGAUGGCGACGAUGGUUGUUUGGAGGAUUCAUCGCGUCGUUUAUUCCUCUUGUGCGCAAGCUGUUCCGCCGAGGCACAGACGUAGAGUCGCGAGCUUCUUCUAACAACACCGAGUACGCAUUCCGCAAAUCAAAGGGCCUCCUCGCGCGAAUCAAGGACUCGGUUCUCGGCCAUCAUCGCCUUGCCAGCGUCGCAUUCUUUGUCUUUUCCGUCAUGUAUGUGUUCCAGAACGAGGUGACUUUACGCGUGGCCAAGACGAUGCAGAAGCGCCUAAAGAAGCUCUCCCAGCGACUCGAGUACGGCAACCAGGAAAUCGACGAAAAGGACCUGAAGCUUCUGGACGGAUGGAGGUGGAGAGUAAUUCUGUGGUGA
Trichoderma aggressivum f. europaeum is the source of this 924-nucleotide messenger RNA. RefSeq lists its product as uncharacterized. NCBI's taxonomy places the organism in Eukaryota, Fungi, Ascomycota, Sordariomycetes, Hypocreales, Hypocreaceae. The transcript has 2 exons. The record is from RefSeq and is a predicted model, not a curated record. Bases 1 to 924 code for a protein of 307 amino acids.